Molecule: messenger RNA, 1148 nt
Organism: Zalophus californianus (California sea lion)
Lineage: Eukaryota; Metazoa; Chordata; Mammalia; Carnivora; Otariidae
Gene: RAB13
Product: RAB13, member RAS oncogene family
Exons: 8
Coding region: 126-836 (236 amino acids)
Biological process (GO): cellular response to insulin stimulus; Golgi vesicle fusion to target membrane; regulation of exocytosis
Cellular component (GO): endosome; synaptic vesicle; trans-Golgi network transport vesicle
Molecular function (GO): GTPase activity; GTP binding
Source: RefSeq, a predicted model, not a curated record
UCCCCUCUUUCCCGGAGCCUGGGCGGAGAGGGAGGAAAACUUCCUGGCCUGGGCUCCGGGCCGCUCCGUCCGCCAGCCCCGCGGUCCCGCCCACCGGCGCCUUCCCUGGCUCCCCAGUGUCCGCCAUGGCCAAAGCCUACGACCACCUCUUCAAGUUGCUGCUCAUCGGGGACUCGGGGGUGGGCAAGACUUGUCUGAUCAUUCGCUUUGCAGAGGACAGCUUCAACAACACCUACAUCUCCACCAUCGGAAUUGACUUCAAGAUCCGCACUGUGAAUGUAGAGGGGAAGAAGAUCAAAUUGCAGGUCUGCCCCACCCUGUCGCAAGAGGUAAAUUCUUGGCAGGGGGACUUCUCUCUUUGGAGAGCGAUCCCCUCUCUCCUGCCCCACAAAAUAUCCCAUUUCUUCAGGGAUACAGCCGGCCAAGAGCGAUUCAAGACGAUAACUACUGCCUAUUACCGUGGAGCCAUGGGCAUUAUCCUAGUAUAUGACAUCACAGAUGAGAAAUCCUUCGAGAAUAUUCAGAACUGGAUGAAAAGCAUCAAAGAGAACGCCUCUGCUGGGGUAGAACGCCUGCUGCUGGGGAACAAGUGUGAUAUGGAGGCCAAGAGGAAGGUGCAGAAGGAGCAGGCUGUCAAGCUGGCUCGGGAGCAUGGGAUCCGAUUCUUUGAGACAAGUGCCAAAUCCAGCACAAAUGUGGACGAGGCUUUCAGUUCCCUGGCCCGGGACAUCUUGCUCAAGUCAGGAGGCCGGAGACCGGGAAACAGCCACAAGCCCCCUGGCACUGACCUGAAAGCCUGUGACAAGAAGAACACCAGCAAGUGCUCCCUCGGCUGAGGACCCUAGGCCUGGAGGCUGAACCUGAGGGAGGCGGGGCUGUGGGUGGGCAGGGGAGAAACAGCAGGUGGGACCUGGAGGCGCUAGAGGUAGGUAGAUGGUGGAAGAGUAGGGAGCAAAGGGAGAAGAGCGCGGGGAGGCGAGGGAAGGAAAGUAGGGAGACUGGAGAGGGAAGGAGGGGGGAAGAGGAGGGAGAGGCGAGGGAACGGAGGGGGCGUGGGAAGGGAAAGAACCGGCCCUGGGUGUCAGACCUUCCCUGGGCUUCUAGGGCACACACACAUGUAAAUAAACAGGCGAUUUGCUGUUACUGGA